Molecule: messenger RNA, 3597 nt
Organism: Drosophila novamexicana
Lineage: Eukaryota; Metazoa; Arthropoda; Insecta; Diptera; Drosophilidae
Exons: 8
Coding region: 297-3026 (909 amino acids)
Source: RefSeq, a predicted model, not a curated record
UUUAUUUAGUGUUUAGAGCUUUCCUUUUGUUGAAUGAUAUUACGCAUAUUAAUUGAAAGCUUGACGUAGCUUCUAGUGCAAUUGUUUUCGAACAUAUGAGGAAGAUAAAAUUAGCGAAUGGCAUGGCGACGGCGCUUUUGUCAAAAGAACAGCUGAUUGACCAAAAUAAAACAGGCGAUUGAUAAAAGUGGAGACAAUGCAACUGACGGUGGCUGGAAAACAAGCAACCCUAAGCUCAAAAUAGGGUGACAACAGAAAAAACAAAGAAAAUCCCCACUGCCAGCGACGUCAUCGUCAUGGCUUUGGCCAGCGCAGCGGGCGCUCUGCUCAAACCACAAACGCCGCUCCAGCAGCUGCUCGAGGACAUUAACUUUCAGCGCACCAAGGAGAUGCGACAGCUGCUCAAAGAUGAUGGUGGCUUUGUGGUGCUGCAGGGCACUACCUACUGGACGGAUUUGUUUGUGCGUCAUUUUCUAUUCCAAACGGAGCCCGUGCACAGCAUCGACUCGGAUGAUUUGCUUUUCUUUGUGCGCAAAAAGCACGUGAAGAGCUCCUCGCGCCACAUGCCAAAAUAUGAGACUGAAGUUGAGGUAUUUCGCAAGGAUUCACGCAAGUUGCCCAUUGGGGAUCCGGAUGUGGACUGGGAAGAGACCGUCUACCUAAACAUGGUCAUACAUCAGUUCGACUACACGUUAACAUUGGCCAUAUGCACUAGAACCUCGCCCAAGGAGCUGCAGGUGCUGCGGCGGCACUCGCAGCGCGUCUAUGCCAGUCCCAGCCGCCGAAAGAUGGACACCAAGGGCGAGGGCGAGGAGAUUACUUACCCACACAUAUGCUUUAUGGUGGACAAUUUCGAUGAGGUGUUCAGCGAUAUAUUGGUGCGUGAUGGUGAAAUGGUGUGCGUCGAACUGGUGGCCAAUGACAAAGAUGGCGCCGUUCAGGGCGUUAUUUUUCUCGGCUCCAUACGCUACGAUGCGCUAAAAAAGGUGUAUGAUGCCAGACAAUCUAGUCUGAGCUCCAAGGUGGCGCAGCGCAUGUCUUUUGGCCUGUUUAGCAGCGGCGCUGGCGUACAGACACGAUGCGAAUUUGUGCGCAUGAAAGGACCACAGGGCAAAGGUCAUGCCGAGAUGGCAGUGACCAAACCCAAAGGCUCCGGCGUUGAAACGCCUACCAGCGAGCCGGGCUUUUGUGCGACAGACAUGUGGGACGAAUGGGAAGAGGAGAACGAUGAUUAUUGCACGUACCGACACCAGCGCCGGCUCAGCGAUCCCAGCGCCAAUCUCAAUAAUUUCUCACGCUACGGCUGGCGCACCAAGAACACAAACCAGGACAUGGUUAGCAGCGGCACCAGCGCCAGUGCCGGCGCCAAGGCGCGCUCCGAAAACGAAGGCCUCGACACGCUGGCCAACGAAGUAUCCGAAAUCGAGGCAGGCGAUUUGCGGGAUGAUCAGCAACGUCCUGCUUUCUCGGCCUCCGCAGCAAAACUGCAUACAAAUCCAAAUUGUGAAACGCUCAAAUUAGCAGCUGGCGAGCCAGACCAAACGCCACUUGCCACAAACUCUCAGCCAGUUGCGACUCAAGCCGGCGAGUCCACGGCCAGUGCUGUCACAGCCGUCACACCGCCGCCGCUCAGUGCGGCCGUUGAGGUGACGGUGGGCAGCGCCGGCUCCGGCGACGAUGUGGGCAACAGCAGCACGGGCUGCAAUUGCUUUGGUGGCGGCAAGAAGUGCAAGAAACGCUGGACCUCAUCCGCGAACAGUGCCAACGACACGCCCGAAAUGUCCGAGAUAUACUGUCCCAGUUGCGAGGAUGCGGCUAACGAGACGCCCGCCUGCCUUAGCAAAAUGCCGGACAAGCGGCAGACCAGGCUCAAGCCCAAGCCACCCAGCAUAUUGUGCGUGGAAAGCGAGUUGGUGGUCGGCAAGCGGGGCAGCCUCCGGCUCAGCGAUGGCAAACGCAAGGGCAACAACAUUACACGCAGCGUAUCCUUGAGCGCCGCAGAUCGGCGAACGAGUGUGCCAAUGCCCAGAAAGGUGACGCCAACGCGUGUGCGCCUGGUCAAAACCAAGGAGCUGGAUAAGGGCGAGGAUAAGGAUAAGGAGAACGAUAAGAAAUCGUCGAAUCAGAAAACAAAUAGUGCCAGCAAUUUGCUGGCCAAGAUGUCACCCAAAAGGCUGCGCAAUGCCAAGGCCAGCGACAAAGAAAAGGAAAAGAGUAAGGACAAGGAUAAAUCCAAAAUCGCUGUAAAGUCCAAAACUGGCAGCAGCAACAAUAACCAUGUCAAGGCUACAACAGCUCCAUCCAAAACGGAGGAGUAUGAAAUUGCGGAUGAUGCUACUUCCCUAAAUGGCGAAUCAUUGGAUGCCGGCACAUGUGCAGCUGCUGGCGCCGCCAAAAUAGCCAUACUCAGCGAAAGCGACAGCAAACUGAUGAUUAGCGUGCGCGGUCGCGAAGAGCUGCCCGUGGUGGAGGAGCAAGCCCCGACGCCAUCGCCAUCGCCGCCCGUUAUGGCGCCGGCGCAACAUUUUGUAAAGUGUUUACGUGUACCUGUGAAAUCAGAGAGCCAUCCAUUGCAGCUGUCAUCGGACAGCGCAAACAACGAUAAUAUUGUGGAGCCGGAGUCGGAGCCGGAGCCGGAGCUGGAACAGCAGCCCCUGCUCAAUGGCGAGGCGGAUGCGGCCAAUGGCAACCAAACGGCAGCCAGUAGCGCCACAUUGCCUCGCACCGCCAAGCAAUCCUACUACAACAAGGUGCUGCAUCUCGUGCCCAAGCGUCGCACACCGGACGGCACCAAUAUCUACUACUGGUGCGAUCUUCCCAAGAAGGCGCUCAAAGAACUGGACGAUGGCGCCUAUAAUCCUCUGUGGACCAGUCGUGGCUUUACGCAAUCCUUUCACUUCUGGAAGGAGAAUCGACGACAACAGUCUACGCCGCUCAACGCAUUUCUUACCUAUGUCACUCUGCCCUGGUGGAGCAUUGCCAAGGAUCUUUUGGAUCAUCGGGAGACGCCCAUACUGACUUUUUAGUAUUAGACCCGCUCGAUGCUUGUGAUUUGCUGCUAAUCUAUGCUUUAAAGUAUUAUAUAUCUCCAAUUUAUUAGUUCUCAACUUCUGGCAAAUCAUGUGAUCUGUUUUACGUACAUUAAACAAAUAUUUAUAUAUAUCUCAGAUGGCAGCCAAUCUAUGGCUGCUCCAUUCAUUAUAGUUUACUUUUGGUUCACCUUGACCAAUGCCAACGCCCGCAGCUAAGUUGAGUUUCCUAAGCUAUGCCACUUUCUGUUUGACUAGGGCAUUAUUAGAUAUACUAACUAUAUAUGCGAUAUACUUAUGUAUGUGUGUGUGUAGCAUGUUUGUAUGUAAAUGCAGCGCUGAGCCAACCUACAAAUUUAUAAACUACUUAUAUAGAUAUUAUAAAUAUAUACAUACACCUACUAAAACGCUGCAUUUUGAGGUUAUAUUAAAGAAUUGUUACCAAAAAUAAAAACGAUAUGUAUGUAAUAAUGCGAUUUGUAAAUUAUAUGGCAACAUUUAUACUAUAUACACAUAUAUAUAUAUUUAUAUAUAUAUAUAUGUAUAUAUUUAUUAGAAAAGAGCGCAA